This is a messenger RNA of Podarcis lilfordi (Lilford's wall lizard), 17083 nucleotides long. The record is from the annotation of a GenBank genome assembly. NCBI's taxonomy places the organism in Eukaryota, Metazoa, Chordata, Lepidosauria, Squamata, Lacertidae.
AGCGGCAACAAUAUAAGUGACGUGGGUUUUUUGGGUUAGUUUUAAUGCAACCACGGAGGCUGCAGUCUGCCUCAGGAGCUCUACGCCUGGCAGCGGCGGCAACAGCAGCAGCAGCAGCAAUUGCAACGCUUUUUAACCCUUUCCCUGCAGACACAGCCCCGCGCCCCCGCCGCAGAAAGCUGCUCCUAUCUCUCCGAUCGCCCAGGUUCCCAGAGGCCUCGGUUGCUUCUUCCUUUCUGAGGGCGACCCGGUAGGUUGGGCAGCUGCGCGAUUGUAUACACUUUGCCCGGAGGUCAUCCAUAAUAUGCAGGAAGCGCCGCCUUCGUCUGUCCGUGGGAGGCACAUUGAUCGAGGCCGCGUCCUGCUCUGAAGCCCACUUGCUCCAAGCCUUCCUGCUGUUGCAAUGGAUCUGUCGCGGAUUUGGCACUUGGCGAUUGUCUUUUGCCUAACGUGCGUGCUGGUCAAAGUCAUCCAGUUGCAUCGCCGGAGACAGGAGCUACUGAAGGUUUUGAGCUGUUUCCCGGGGCCCCCCACCCACUGGCUGUAUGGGCACAUCUCUGAGGUAGGCGAAAAGAGAGGAGACUUAUUGUGCAUGGGAGAAAAGCAGCUUCAAAUCCGGACGCCGCCGCAGCGCACAAAGCAUCGCGAGGUGGGGUGGGGGUGAGGCACGGGUCCAGCAUCAUCCGGAGAACCUGAUACACCCUUCUGAAUCCUCCACCCAGGGCCACCCGUCCCAGGGGCGUGUGAGUGCACGUAAAAACUCGCCUACUACGGUACAAAGGUGACAUUUACAUUCAUUACUGUGCCCAUUCCCCCUCCUUGGUGAAAGCUUUGCCCACAAGGAAAUGUGGCUGGAAAAGGGCUGAAAAAGUUUCCCCAUCCCCGAUCCAAAGAGGUGUUGCUUGCAACUGAGUAAAAUUCACAACUAUUAAGAGACAUUAUUAUUAUUAAUGGAUUGUAUCAUUUAUUAAUAAAUAAAAACACGCAUUAUUUACCGGUAUGUGCUUUGAUUAAACAACUGACUUUUAGAAGACAUCUGAAUGCAGCCCUGUUUAGGGAAGUUUUUAAUUUUUGAUGUUUUAUCACUUUUUAUUUAUUAUUAUUAAUAAUAUUCUCUUGGGAGCCACCCAGAUGGGUGGGUAUAAAUAAUAAAUUGUUAUUGUUAUUAAGUUAACAGAAGCAAUUAGAGCAAGGAAGAUGCCUUUAUAUGGAGUCAGACCACUGGCCCAUGGAGCUCGGAUUGGUAGCAACUCAGCCUGGAGGAAAAGGUUACAUUGUAAAUUUCUGAAGUAUGAAGCCGAACCUGAAUAAGAAAGGCAGCAGACCUUUGAUCCUACCUGGUGACCUGAAAACACAAUGACUUGUUUAUCUAGAUUGACCAAUGUCACCUUGCAUGUUUAUGAACCUUAGGUGGCAUUCAAGUGAGUUCUACUCAGACCAGACCCAUUGAAAUGAAUGUUGAUGAUUAAGUUAGUUUGAUAAAUUUCAGUGAGUCUACUUUGAUUAAGGCUUAGUUUAAUACCACCCCUUGAGCCAUUUACAUUAACAGCUACAGCCACAUUUUGCGGCAUGGAGUUUGUUUUCCCACACUUCUCUGAUCAGCGAUUGGGAUAAAGUUCUGCUCAGAUGAAGCAGACCAGAGACAAUAUAUUGUUAAAGUUUGUGGUGUGCCUGGUCUCACCUUCUAAUUCCUGGACCCCCUUCUCAUUUCUGGGUGCCAGAUGCCGAAUUUAGCAAUGUCAAAAUAUAGGCCAAUCCAGUUUUUCUGUGUUCAGGAAAUAGCCUGGAGAAUUAAGUCCAUGGGUCUUGCUGUGGUUUAUAUCUUUUCUGUUCAGUUUUGUUCUGUUUAUUCUUCCAGGCGUUAUUUCCAUGUUCAUGUUCCCCUUGUGCAGUUACACAAUCUCCAUCACAUAUAAAAUGCUUUUUCUUUACCAACCUAGUGAUGACAUAUUUUUUUUAUUUCAGCAGGCAUUUUAAUUGAAAUUUUAUUUUAUAGUUUAGUUUUAUAGUUAAACAUUCCAGGUUUAUUCCUUCUCCCGUAUUGUGCUGGAUCCUAGUUCUAUCACUCUCAAGCAUCAUUUAGAUUGAAUGUUUGUUCUGAUCCCUUCAGGAAAAUAUUCCACCUUCGCCUCCUUCUUUGCUCUCUUAAUUUGUUGCAGCUCUUACCUGUUUCCAAGGUUUUCCAGAAGGUAGAAAACUGGAGCCUUCUGUAUCCAUUUGCCUUUCCUUUGUGGUUUGGGAACUUCUCUGCCUGUGUAACUAUCACACAUCCUGAUUAUGCAAAACCAUUACUCGCAAGAGCAGGUAAAAAAAAAAGGCAUUGAUAUCUGGUUGAUUGGGGUACAUGUGCAUUGUUGACAUCCUAGUUAUUCUGAUACAACAAGUUGCAGAUGCCAAUGAUAAGUUCCAGUUAUCCACAGUGGGGAAAAGGGAAGUCACAGAUGCUAUAUUAUCCACCAGAUUUGCAUGGUGUCCCACGCUGCCCGUAAGUAAAUCUGACCUAUGCAGCAGAAAAACCAGGUUUCCCCAAAGGAGUGGAAUGGAACAUCAGGAGUUGGGGAGCUGAUGGUUGCUUUAUCUGGCUUUUGGUAAGCCACACACACAAAGCAGGAGACCUUUGUAGGACUUCUCAAUGAAGGGGGCAUGGUCGUAGUCAGGAUUUAUUUUAUGGGGGGCAGCCUUGGGGGGGCAGAACCAAGUUAUCUGUGACACAAUUGGUCAGUUUGUUAUUUUUACUUAUUUACUCCCCCCCCCCGGCUACACCCCUGGAUAAAGGUAGGCUAGGAGGAUUGGCUGUUUCCAGCAGGCAUUUAAAUCAGCGCAAUAAUGCACAACAGCAUUUAGUUGCUAGCUUUUUCAAUUAGAAUUGCAAAAGAUCUGCCUGUGUUCCUAUCUAGAUGGACAUGCAAUAUCCUGUGUGAUUCUUUCACAUGUACCAUCAUCCUGAAUCAUGUGGGAACUGGUUCGCUACAUUAGUAAAUGUACCACUCACAGCUUUAUGGUCUCUUCUCUAAAUACAGGUGAGUGCUAUGAGUUAGUACUGAGUUUUGUCUUCUUUGCUCUUCUUCACUUUCUCUCUUGCCCUUUACAGAACCAAAGGACAGCUUGGCCUAUCGGAACAUAACUCCAUGGAUAGGUAUGUAUGUUUGAGGCCUUUAUUAUGAAGAAGAAUUAAUGUAAGUUCAUAACAGGCUGUAAAUACUGUAAAUAGCAUAGGUUCUCUAGGAAUUAAAAAGGUGUACAUUCUGGGACUGUCGGUGUGGGCGUUCCACAUCUAGAUUUUAAAUGUUUUGGGUUUUGUUUUUUAAAAUUUUCCUCUUAAGUAUACUGCCCAUGACAUUUAUUUUGGAAGAUAUUUAAAUAAAUAAAUAAAUAGAAUCCAAUAGGAUAGUGAAUUGGAUCCAGAUACUAGCUGGGCUAUUUAGGUGUGAUUUCUGAAAACUAGAAGUAAAAUCUGCAAAGUGUUAUGAACUAAUAAAAUUGUAGACAGGGGGAAAUGCACUGUUUUGUGAGCAGAUUUCUCUUCAUGCAGUGGGACUUCACCAUCCUCUCCUCCUCCCUGCAGCCCUCAUGUGCCCUCAAAAUCUUUCCUCGGGGUCUCCAACCACCAGAUCUGGUUUUGAGAGUGUGUGGGAAGCUGCAGAGGAGAGGAGGGGAAAGUUCCUUCACACAAGCAGAAGCCUCUUGCACUAGCAGAAUUGGAAUGUGGGAUACCACCCUGUUUGUUUGCAAUACUUUAGCUACAUUUAACUUUAGAUAUCGGAAUGACAUUUUAUACACACGGCCACAGCACAAUUCUACGUUUCAGGUUUGAAUUCCACAUCAAUCCCCAUACUUAUUUUCAAGAAGAGGGUGGAGAGUAAACUAUUGUGUAAUGCAGUGUCACCUUUGAGCACUGAGGCAUCAGAACGACAGGUGGCAUGCAUGCUUAAGGCAACUUGCUGUGUUUGAAACAUGAAUCCCAGCUCAAACAUGAACCUCCACCUAUUUUUAUAGACCUGCUACAGGCGGAAAAGAGUAAGAGAGAGAAAGGAAAGAAAGAAAGAAAGAAAGAAAGGGGGAGAGAGAGAGAGACAUGUAGAGCAAGGAGCAAGUAUAGAAAAUUCACAACAAGUUCACUCAAACCAGACAGACAGCAAGUAAGCCAUAAAUGCAAACAUGAAAUUGAAAAGGCCUGAUUGAUACUACAAAAUCAAGAACCUUAGGGCAGAUUGUGACAAAAUGUGUCUAUUUUUUGCCAUUUGGCUACAAUUUGUUGUUGUUUAGUCAUUUAGUCGUGUCCGACUCUUCGUGACCCCAUGGACCAGAGCACACCAGGCACUCCUAUCUUCCACUGCCUCCCACAGUUUGGUCAGACUCAUGUUUGUGGCUUCAAGAACACUGUCCAACAAUCUCGUCCUCUGUCGUCCCCUUCUCCUUGUGCCCUCAAUCAUUCCCAACAUAAGGGUCUUUUCCAGGGAGUCUUCUCUUCUCAUGAGGUGGCCAAAGUAUUGGAGCCUCAGCUUCAUGGUCUGUCCUUCCAGUGACCACUCAGGGCUGAUUUCCUUAAGAAUGGAUGCGUUUGAUCUUCUUGCAGUCCAUGGGACUCUCAAGAGUCUCCUCCAGCACCAUAAUUCAAAAACAUCAAUUCUUCGGUGAUCAGCCUUCUUUAUGGUCCAGCUCUCACUUCCAUACAUCACUACUGGGAAAACCAUGGCUUUAACUAUACACUACAAUAUAUUGGCUACAAUAGAAAUGUAAAAAAAAGUAAUCGACCUCUGGACGGUUAAGUCCAGUCAAAUUCGACUAUGGGGUGUGGCGCUCAUCUCGCUUUCAGGCCAAGGGAGCCGGCGCUUGUCUGCAGGCAGCUUUCCGGGUCAUGUGGCCAGCAUGACUAAACUGCUUUUGGUGCAACGGAACACUAUAACGGAAGCCAGAACACGUGGAAACGCUGUUUGCCUUCCUGCCAUAGCGGUACCUAUUUAUCUACUUGCGCUGGUAUGCUUUUGAACUGCUAGGUUGGCAGGAACUGGGAAAGAGCAAUGGGAGCUCACCUCGUUGCACAGAUUCAAACUGCCGACCUUACAAUUGGCAAGCCCAAGACGCUCAGUGGUUUAGACACACAGCGCCCGCCCCCGCCACCCCCCUGGCUACAAUAGAACUGCCAACUAGAUCCUCAAUCCAAGCAAUCUGUGGUUCUGAUUGACAUCUCAAAAGCUCCCAUCUUUUUCUCUACUUGUAUCAGGUACCUGUUUCUCCAGUGACUGGAGGAAAUAAACAGAGAGAGAAAGAAAACAAUUGUAGCUGAAUUCUGAUGGCUAGAGAAGAUUGUUCUGUUUGAUAUACCAAGACUCUUAUGUUUGUAGAUGCUCAAUUGAAAGAAAAUGUAUGUGUUCCUAUAGGGAAAGGCUUGCUCGUCCUGCAUGGGCCAAAGUGGGCACAGCAUCGAAAGCUUCUCACUCCAGGUUUCCAUUAUUCCAUUUUGAAACCCUAUGUGACGCUGAUAGCAGAGUCUACAAAAACAAUGUUGGUAAGUCCUGUUGCGGUAACUACUUGGCUUUGUUGGAACAUGUUGUUGUUGCUGAUGCUGCUUUGUUAAAAUCAUUUCAAUUAAUAUUUAACCAAGAGUUGAAAUAUAAAAAUGAGAUAGUACUAUAUGGUGGAGUGAAGCAACAAUGCAUAGUUAGAUCCGUGUAUUGGCUACUGAAGGAGUUGUUAGUCUGCUCCAACAGUAGGUGGAGCGGUACUCUAUCUUAGUGUGUUAAAGCUUACUUGUCUUUCUCUCCCUGUCUGAUCUAAGCUAGCUUCCUCUCUAACUUCCUCUUCUCCCCUCCAUGCACCCUAAAUUCAUGCCAUAAAAUGUUGCUUGCCGUCUACUGUUGCUGUAAGUGCAAAGCAAUACUUCCACUGUUUGUGAGGCUGACUUGAUUUGUACUAGCAUUCUGUUAAUACUAUAUUGUGAUUCGAGGACCCGAUCCCCGCUUGGGGAAUGUAAGGUUAAUGGGUAAGGUAAAGACCACAACUUUAUUGAUUACAGCAUGUGAGAAGGUAUUGGCUUAGGCACUGGACCACGGAACAUUAGACUCCACCCACUCGUAGAGGGGUGAGUCUGAGGAGGGGUUAACCACCAGUAGGGGAAGCCUGUUGAUGCUAAUCCAACUAUAGGCUCUCUUCCUGAUGUCACCGAGGGUCAUGCCAUGGCCCCCCGCCACACGGGCAUCGGACAGGAUCCACGACCGCCAGAUUCCUUUAGCGGAAUACCCAAAAUUGUCGGGGAAGGCGAUGGCCACCCCUUGCCCCCCAAAACACCAACAACACAUUCCAAUGCCUAACCGCCAAAUACCACGAAAGUUGUGACGGUUGCUACGAGGUAGGCGAAAAAAACCAAGAGGCCGGGCCAAUUUAGCCAAUUGGAAAAAACUCCUACCAGGCCCCCUGGUUAAACAGGGCGACCAACCAGAGGUCCAUAGCAAAGUCUCAGGAACAGCUAAUCUAAAGGGAGUGGAGGGUGGGUGACUCGAAGAAAAUGUGUGUGCAAUGGUGGGGAUGGCUGGUGCGGCUGCGUUUGAGCAGCAAGCCACGCCCCCGCCGAGCUUCCCUAUUGGGUGCCAAACCGGGGAGGGGCGUGGCGCCAGCCCUGGAGUUGAAGCAGGGGGCGAAGCGCCCCCUGCAUGACGCGGGAAUCAUCUCCCGCUCACAACCCCUCCCCUCCUGGGAGGAGGAAAUACUUUUCCCAAUGCUUUUUUAAAAAAUAAUACUAAAAAGUGUUUACCCUCCACUCAAAAAUCAGUAGGGAAGAAGACAGUUGGGCCUCCCUUAGGAAACAAUGCCAAAGUCUUGGGACAGUUGCUGAGAAAGUUGUUGUUAGCUGGCAGCAGGAUUGGUAGAAUUCUAAAGUAAUGAGCUGGAUUACACCUGUUUUAUACACCAGAUCAGUCUGUGCCAACCUGGUGCCCUCCAGGCUGCAGCUCCCAUUAGCCCCAGUCGCUGAGCUAGCUGGGGCUGCUGGGAGUUUGGUCCAAAACAUCUGGGGUACACCAGGCUGGUGAAGGAUGCACCAGGUAUUUUUCCAUACCAUUUAUAUUUACUUAAAAUAUCUUCCGCAGUUCAAGGUGGCUUUCAAAAACAGCAACAUAGAAAAGGAACAAGGAGCAAGAAAAGCCAUCAAGAGACAAGUUUAAAACAUUGUCUCGUUAUUUUAUCAAGGGGCUGCAGCCUAUAUGGGAGCCAUGAAUAAGGGCCAUUUGUCUUAGGGUAUAAAGCAUAUCAGACAGGUUGCUAACAAUCAAAGCUCAAGAAAAGUUUGCUUCAAAUCUGUGUGUCGGGAGUCAGAAAAAGGAGAGUUCUGAUUCUUCUGCCACUUGAUAAAGUCGCAGUAAAGUUGGAUGUGCCCAAAGUCUAUUCUUAAUUGAGACAUAGUUGCAAUGUGUGCCCCAGAGCUGGGAAUGAAGGAUUCUCAAAAGCUGGAAGAGAAAUUGCUGAGACCCAGAGUACAAAGAGAAAACGCAGUAGACAGGCUCCAGACACGCAAAAGGGAGAGGUCCAUUAUUUGGAACUUACCUGUCUUCAUGCUAAUAUUUUCCUACUUAAAAAUCCCCCAUAAGGACUAGACUCUGUGUGCCUUACUCUACCAGAAAUAUUCAGGAAAUCUUUCCAAGUCCUUUGGAUGUUAGGCUCUUUCAGAGUUAGGCCCACCAACCAGUAUAGGGAGAUCUCGCAAAGACACCCCUCUUUUCUGCUUUGCGCAAUGUGCUUUUUCCAUGGUCUAAAAAAACUAGAUUCAGUUUUGCACUCUGAGAACAUCAGCGGUGAGAUUAGCUAUGAACCAUUUCUCAUCUCUUGUCUUAGGAUAAAUGGGAACAGCUGAUCACACAAGGUAAAUCAGUGGAGCUCUUUGAACACGUGAGCUUGAUGACUCUUGACAGCAUCAUGAAAUGCGCCUUCAGUUAUAACAGCAACUGCCAAAUGGACAGGUUAGUAGUAUUAAUGUCUUUUAGCUCUGAGACAAAAGGCUCCUCUCACAGACUAGGAAUGUACUGAGCGGUAAUUUUAAAAGAUCCAUCUGGCUCACCUGAAUUUACUUUCUGCAUUCCACACCAUAGUUCACUGCUCUGAAAUACACAGUUGAUGCCCACUUAAACUACCACAUGUGGCAGUGCUAUUUGCACAAAUAUUUGGGAUUCUCUUAUGAUCUGAUUCAGCGCUGAUUGCUUAUGUAAUUAGAUGAAAACUCCAGUAGCUUACAAAAAUAACCAGAUUUUUCUUAUUAUGCAUAAACAUUAUGUCAUUGAGAAAAUGUUGUUUAUAUUAGUGUAGUAACCUUUCCUUCUCAAAAAUAAAAUAAAAUUGAACUUUUAAUAUAGUAUUUAUAAGAGGUAACAGCAGUAUUAGCAAGUGAAAAGCCAGAGCUUUCUCACACCCUUUUCACAUUUUGAAAUAUUCACCUAUUCAUGUGCUUUGUUGUACGAUUUGGUGCCACAGUGCUGAUUUGGUGGCACAGAGUUAAUUUAAUGUUUUAAAACUAUACUGUAAGAACAAUGUUCAUUGGUAAGAUUUGGCAUCUAAACCAGGAUUUCAUCAUUUGACUUUCAGGGAGAAUUCCUACGUCCAAGCUGUCAUGGAUCUGUGUUGCUUAGUGUACACCAGACUGCAUACAAUCCUGGGUCAGAGUGAUUUGAUUUACUGGUUUACCCCCGAAGGAUAUCGGUUUCGGAAGGCUUGCCAGGUUGCCCAUCAUCAUACAGGUAAUUUCCCUGAAUCAUUCUUUCUUUUUCUGCCUUAGAUUUUAGAAGUCGAUUCAAGCAAUGCCAGGCUGCUACUGACCCAGAGAAUACAGAAGCGGCCAUACACAUUUAAGCUUGUAUCCAAUGCAGUGGCUAAGGAACCAUCCGGUCAGUGCAAAAAAAGAUGCUCGCACAAUAGGACUUUCCUUCUCUUUCCCCUGCAUGUCUCCCUAAAUCUGUUCUGAGGGGGUUCACGUUAUUUUAAAAGGUUGUGUGAAUGAGGCCACUAGCUUGAACAUAGUGAUUAGCUUUGAUUACCAUAUGUUGCUUAUAGUCCUCCUGUUUCCCUAUACAGCUCUUUCUUGUGUGAAGGUCAUGGGAAUCCUCCAGAGUUUAGCAUGCAAAACAUUAAAAUUGUCAUGAAAUAAAAGCCUAUGUCACAUCCACAUCAUCCAUUUAAAGCACUCGUAUAUCACUUUAUCAGAUGGGGAUUCCCCCGAAGGCUCAUGGGAACUAUAGUUUAUUAAGGGCCUCCUAACUAUUCUCUCUCUCUCUCUUUUUUAAAAAACAAUUUUUAUUAAAUUUUCUAUUUUAACAAUCCAAUCAAAUCACAUUAAAUAUUCCAAAUUAUACAAAUACAUAUCAUAUAGUCCAAAUAUUCUGCCAAAUUAUAAAUUUUUGGGGGGACUUCCUAUGCUUCAAGUUUGGGGUGGGGGCUCUGAUCAUCUUAUAUCUCUACUGCCUUGAGUUUCCAAUAGUUCCUUUAAAUCUUCCUGUUGUUAACCUUUCUUCUUUCAUGGCCUCUGAGUUGAAGGCGAGUUGAAGUAAGCAAUGAUGUGCUUCUGUGUGAAUUUUGUAUGCUUGACUCUCCUAUUGUUGCAGCUUGUAAGCCUAUUGUUGCAGUUAUCUCCUCACACGCUGGUGUUUAUGCCGAAUCAGUCCAAAAGUCAUUCCGCUGCUGGCAGACGCCAUCUUCUCUCAGUUCCAAUGAAAUCAAAUCUAGGCAUUUGCUCAUUAAUUUUCCCAGACCGGUUGCAUCAAACAUUAGCCUUUCCAGGGGAGAUUUGCCAAAUCGGACUUGAAGUGCAGAUAUAAUAACAAAUUAAGAGCUCACCUCCCCCUAUGACUAUUUAUCUCUGCAGCUCAGUCUUUCCCAAGUUUUUUGAAGUGUCUCUAGCGGCUAAUGAGAUCCUGCUUCUUUCUAAUAUCAAUAUUUGGAGGGUCUUUUAUCUUCUUCCAAGCAUUUCAAAAAACAAAAGAUUUAAUUAUAUAGUAUUGUUAUUUCCACACAGUUUAUAUUUUCCCAUCUCACUUGCUGUAAAUAAUGUAAAUGGUUCUUCUGGGGGCGAGUUUGUCAGGUAUUGUAAUAAAUCAUAGUAAAAAAAGCUUUACCCCCCCCUCCUUUUCCCUUCCGUUCCAACAUACCAACUUAGAUGUUAUUCUUAGAUGUUAUUCUUUCUUCCUCUCCGUCUCUCUUGGCACCUCAGUGGCUGGCUUAAUUGGCAGAUUAAUUUUCACCUCCUCACUCAAAGCAUGUCCAAAACUUAAAUCCAAUUUUUCAUCUUAAGAAAUGGAACUUAGUGCGCUCGCGGGGACAGCGUCCAGGAGAUCCGAACUCCCUCGGGGGCCUUCCAUCCAGUGCCCCCACCCCCUCCUUCUUUAUGAACUUGGGGGUGGUUUAUUGGGCAUCUGCGGAUGAGACUGCAUCUUCCCUUACACCGGGAAGAAUUUGAGAGGCUGAUUACUCCCAUCUCAGCCUCUAAUUACCUUGUGGGAGCUGGAGCCAUGGUAUUGUCAGCCAUCUUCCGUGCCGCCUCAAGUGGAAGUGGGGCCUCCUAACAAUUCUCAGCAAGAAUUCUAACAAGCUUCAGUUCCCAUAAGUCUUUGUGGGAAACCCUGAAUGUGGUAUAAGAGUCCUUGCUCCAAAUGAAUAUAGUAGAUGUGAACAUACUUGAUGAAGUAUGCAAGAGAUGGAGUCUUAAAAAAGAAUAUUAGUGGUUCAUGCACAUUAAAAUACACUAGCAUGGUGCUGAUAACACCAAGGUUGAAGGUUCAGUCUCUGGGUGGGACAGCUUCAUAUUCCUGCAUUGCAGGGGGUUGGACUAGAUGAUCCUAAGGAUUCCUUCCAACUCUACAGUUCUAUGAUUCUAUGGCAAACAUUCACUUAUCCAGAAAUGUGUAAGGGACUAAACAUAGUCAUUUUAACAAAUCUGAUCAGUGAGCUAGUAAUUUCUGAUGAGCUGUUAUAGUAUUCAUUUUCCGACACAGAUAAGAUAAUCAAAGAGAGAAAGAAAUCUCUGAGGGAUGAAGAAGAACUCCAGAAGAUCCAGAAAAAGCGGCACCUUGAUUUUCUCGACAUCCUUCUCUUUGCCAAAGUGAGUAGUGGGCGGGGGAGGCAUAGUCAUUUCAAUAUUUGAAUCUGUUGCACCAAAUAUAGCUGUGAUUUCCAAGUGACUUGUAAUACUGGUGACACUUUUUAACUUGAAUGUAGGAUCUUGCAACCAUCGUUCAUAAUUUUGCAUACUCGAGGCGAAGCUUCACUAAUUCACUGUCCCAGAGCUUUCCUUGGAAUGUUUGGAAGUUUCAUAUGAUGGAGAAAGCAGUGCGCAACUCUUUUUCUUUUUGGAGAGGGGAAGGAACAAAAUACGAUUGAAGGAAAAUAUUGCACCAGUGUUUCAACAUCUGUACUGACUUCUUUUUGUUUUCAAAGAACAAAUGGUGACAUCAUAUUUAUCCUGCCUUUUGGCACGGCAGAAUGCUGCUACUUCUUCAUUCUGUGCCAAGAAAACCCACAUUCUGUGAAAAUGAAUGUUGCAAAUCAUGCAGUUUUGCAGAUGCAUUGUGCAAAGGGUCAGAAACAAUGGAUCCCUGAAUGAACCCCAGGUGACAUUUAUCCAUCUUUAGGAUGAAGAUGGUAGUGGGCUAUCUGACGAAGAUCUGCGUGCUGAGGUGGACACUUUCAUGUUUGAAGGCCACGAUACCACAGCCAGUGGGAUCUCCUGGCUGCUGUAUUGCCUUGCAACAAAUCCGGAACAUCAGCAGAAAUGCAGGGAGGAGAUCAAGGCCAUUCUGGGGGAACGUGACACCAUCCACUGGUGAGUGCGCAUUUUUAUUGGACAGUUCUCCACAAUACAGGGAAUUUAGGAGAACACACCCAUUUUCCCAAGGAUGUGCCAAGCAAAGCAUGGGUACAGUGGGGGAUAGCACUGAGCUUGCAGGAGAGACCGCCCAGCCCAUCUCAAGGCUCUGGCCAGAGUUUGCCUCAGUACAGUGGUACCUCGGGUUAAGUAUUUAAUUCGUUCUGGAGGUCCGUUCUUAACCUGAAACUGUUCUUAACCUGAAGCACCACUUUAGCUAAUGGGGCCUCCUGCUGCCGUCACGCCGCCAGAGCACGAUUUCUGUUCUCAUCCUGAAGAAAAAGUUCUUAACCCGAGGUACCAUUUCUGGGUUAGCGGAGUCUGUAACCUGAAGCGUAUGUAACCUGCAGCAUAUGUAACCCAAGGUACCACUGUACUUGGCUGAUCCUUAACCGUAAAGUGAGUAGGGCUCCAGAAACAUUGCCUCCUGAUUAUCCCCACCAGUCUCCAUUGCUCUGUCAUUGCUGCCUGUAAGUUGUGUGAGAGAGGGGCAAAGGGAAAGGCAAAGGAACAAAUCCCUUUCUCCCCCCCUUUUUAUUUAUUUUUUUAUUUUGACAAAGUAAUAAUCAUAAAUAAAUAAGAAUAAAUAUGUGCACUCUACCACCAAGACCAUUCUGUCGUAACUAUCCAGCCUCCCAAAAUUUCAACACUUCUUGCAAUGGUUUGACCCCUUUCCGUUUGAACAAUACAGAUUCUACAAAUCCCCUCCAUAUCUCCUCAGAUCCCCGUCUUACCUUAAUGGCACAUGUUAAUUUAUCAUUAAUAGCUAUAAUCCACACCUCUUUAUACCAUUCUUCCAUGUUAUAUUCUGCUUGCCCCUUCCACGUCCUAGCUAUAGUAAUUCAUGCAGCUGUCAAUAAAUUUGUGAGCAGGUCCUUCAUAGCCUGUGAACCUUCCACCCUAUCAUAAAUUGAUAAUAAUGCUACAAAUCUCUUUCUUCCGGUCGGCCCCACCCUUUGCCCACAUUGCAUUUUCACAUUGUGUUGGUGGCAUUGCAUUAGCGUUUGGUUCUCCUGCAGUUAUUGUGCUCCAUCUGCUGAGGGAGCGUAGGACUCUCAACAACAUUAUGGUGGCACCAGCAUAACAGCUCCUGGCACAGUGAGAAGAUAGGACUGGUCUGCCUGAGGAACAGAGCUGGGCUGCUGGGGAUGAACUUUCACCUGUUUUAUUGACUUGCCUUUCUUUUUCCUCAGGGAUGACCUUGGCAAGAUGACCUACUGUACCCUAUGCAUUAAAGAGAGCCUCCGCCUUUACCCUCCAGUGCCAGGAGUGUCCCGAGAGCUCAGCAAACCUAUCACAUUCUUUGAUGGACGGACUUUACCUGAAGGUUUGCUUCAUUUUGUUUCGCUCACAUAGCCAUAAUUUGUCUUUAUAGAUGUGAUCCACAUUGUCUUCCAUUGUAAAAGUGAGUUAUAGAUUAUAGCAAGAGCGCUUUAGCAAUGAAUCACUUCUCCUAGGUGAAUUCAAAAUGGUCAUUACAAUAUUCGUGACUUGUUGUUUUAGUGUUUAUAAUAUUAACUUGUAAGAUAUGGAUUUGUUUGUUUUUCUUUUUUAGUUUUCGAAUGUUGAUUUUUGUGUGUUUUGUAUUGUUAUCUUUUGAUAUCUUUCGUGUUGUUGUUGUUGUGUGGAAAAUACUAAUAAAAUUCAUUAAAAAAAUAUUCGUGACUUUAAAUCUGAAGCUUUGCUGCCUCAAACCCACUUUAACACUAUGGUUACUCCCUCAACAAUCAGAUAACCCAGGGUCUUGUAACACAACUUGACAUUUUUUCCAUGUUGACUUCUUCCCAGGAACUUGGGUUGCGAUAAGCAUUCAUCUCAUCCACAAGAAUCCCAGCGUAUGGAAGGAUCCUGAGGUAUGGUACUUCUUUGGUAUUCUAGCUAUUUUACUUUAAGGCAACAAUGCUCCUUCAGUUUGCUAGUGUGAAGUCAUUGCUAAAUACCAUUCACUCUGCAAAAACAAGCUUUUAAUGCAGCAAAGGUCCUUCUCAUCCACAAUCAGUUCAGGGAUGAGUGAGGUCUUGCUCCAAGACGACCAGGCAUUCAGCAAUACCAGCUGCAGACUGACUGCAAUUCCCCAUAUUGGAGGAGAGGCUGACACAUGGCAUAGUCACCUGUGCCCCUUACCUGGCCUGCCCCACCUCCCACACCAUACCUCCCCUCUACCCUGAACCUCUGUGAUUGUAUCCCAUUUCUCUCCACAGCUCCUCUGCUCCCAAAUACAUCUCCCCUCCCUAAAUAACAACAGCAAGAACAACAACAAACCCACACAAACAGUCCCCCAAGCCUUGCAGCCAAGAUGUCUCUGACAUCCUCAGCAGCCUCAGUUUUGUAGCUGCAGUCAGUCCAGUCCCUGCCCUCCUAGGCCAGGUGAAAGAGGCCUGCAAGGCAGGGAGCAGGUCCCCUAAGACUCACAGCCAAGAUGGUGUGGAGUGCCUUCCAUCAGCUUUGACUGGUAGGCCAGCUGCACCCUUAUCCGGAUAGGGAUAGCCUAACUUCUGUUGUCUAUCUUCUGGUAACCUCUAGGUUAGAUUACUGUAAUGAGCUAUACUUAGGGUUGCCUCUGAAGACCAGCUGGUGCAGAAUUAAGCAGCCAGGUUGCUCACCAGGGCAAUCUGGUUUGAGCACACCAUUCCUGGCCUGAUUGCACUGGCUGCCAAUUAGUUUCCAGGCCCAAUUCAAAGUACUGGUUUUGAGCAAUAAAGCCUUAAAUGGCUCAAAACUACAAUACCUUAAGGACCACCUCUCUGCAUAAGAACCACCCCAGUCCCUGUGAUCAUCACCUGAGGCCCUUCUUUGACUGCCUUCUCCACGAGGGGUUCAGUAGGUGGCAACAAGAGAACAGGCCUUUUCUGCGGUGGCUCGUGGCUUGUGGAAUGCUCUCCCCAGGGAGACUUCCCUGGUGCCUUCAUUGCAUAUUUUUAGGCACCAAAUAAAAACGUUUCUCUUCCACCAGGUGUUGGGCUGAUUAACAUUCUAUGGCUUUUAAAAUGUCAAACUAAUGUUUGGGGUUUGUUUCUCUUUUUAAAUAAUGAAUGCUUUCAUUUUAGGUGUUUGAUCCUCUGAGGUUUUCUCCUGAGAAUGUAUCCAACAGAAACUCUCAUGCCUUCCUGCCUUUCUCUGCUGGGUCACGGUGACGUUUAUAUAAUAUGGAUGUAAACUAGAGCAGUGUUUAAGAUAUUAAAUCGUAGUGGAAAAGCUAAACUCUGAAGACUCUGUAAGCUUGGCAUAGUGAAGAUGAAUUUAAAAUGCAUUUUUAGCAUGGGGGAUAUCAACAAAGUCACUUUCGGGUAGCUCCAAUCUUGCAGAGAAGUCGUUGUUAGUAUCUUCCAUCUAUGGGGGAGGUGAGGGGAAUCCUGCAGGAGUCCUGGGUAAGGUGGCAUCCAGGAGCAGGGCAUGCUUUCUACUUCCACCCCUCCCCUGCUACUUUGGCCAUUCCACUAGUCUACUUUCUUUUGCCCCAGAUCCUCCUCUCCUCUCUCCCUGCCACUGCUGCCCACUUUUUUAAAAAGCAGCUUUUUGGCAUCUGGGUUGCUCCUUUCUCCCUCCUCAGCUUCCACCUUGCUUGUGGCCCAGAGUCGUUUCUGGGGAAGUGAAGGGGAAGGUGGCUUCCUAUCAGUUUGCCACUACCACUUGCUCUCUUGCAUCACCCCCCCCAAACCCCUGCCUGGGCUGCAGGGCCCAGCACUUUGUCUUGAAUCUCUGCACUGCCCCCUACUACUUCACAAUUCCUUUGGGCACAGUCACAUGGAAAGGAGGUCCCCCACCCCUGCCUUUGGCCGACAGAAGCUUUAAUUUGGGCUUAUCCCCCAAUGCUCUCUGCACAUAUAUUCCCACCUACAGUAGGGGGGGGGAGAACAUCCUCCCUCUGCCUGGGGACCAGAGUCCAUUAUGGAUAAUCUGAUGAGAAUUGCAUGCCAGUGAUGGGGGGGGGGAGGUGCAUAGGAUGCAGUAGGUGUGGCCAGAUCCUGAAGUUCCCCACCCCUGACCUAAGGUGGAAAUGAUGCCAAAAGUGUGUGUGGGGGGGGGGUAGAGCUGCUCCCCCUUCUGCCAUGCUCACAGCAUCCUUCCAUUUGCACACACAAGCAUCCCCCAGCAUUAUCCCCACCCACCUGUAUUUACACAUGCACCUGUUUGGAUGUGUGUGCACACCCAGCUUUUCUCUCUUUUCCUUGCUAUUCAUCCUCCCCUCCUCUCUUUAUCUCUCCCCUUUCCCAGCAGCCUCCCUAUCCACCACCCAUAGGAUAGUUAGAAAGAAGCUUCCAUUGACAUCAGUGGAAUUCUGCCCCUGCCCCAUGUCUAAUUGUUAUCCGGGACAGUUUUCAGGGGAGGGAAGCAGGUGGAGGAAAGGAUGGCUAUUCCUUCCCUCUCCAGCUCCCAUACCCUGAAAAUCCCCUGCCCCCCCUUCAAUGCAGGACCUAUGGGGGAAAGGACCUAUUUGUGCAAAUGAGACUUUUUUUGGCAAGCCAAAUUGCCACACCUAGGGGGUCAGCUGCUGCAGGGGAGGUCAUGGGCCACAUCAAACAGUCCAGGGAUGUUCUCCAGCCUUGGGUCAAGGGCAUUUGCAGGAAGGUUCAGGUUUAGCAUGGAGUCUCCGCAAGCUGAGGUUCUCUGUUGUAACCCGCUCUCUUUGUCCUUCCAGGAACUGCAUUGGGCAGCAGUUUGCCAUGAACGAGAUGAAAGUGGCUCUGGCCCUGACUCUGCUUCGGUUCGAGCUUUCGCCUGACCCAACUCAGCCUGCGCCUAUCCCCACCCCUCAGAUUGUCUUGCGUUCCCACAAAGGGAUACACCUUCGCAUGAAGAAAGUGGCGCAAAUCUGAAGCUGCAGCGGGAAUAAUGUGCAGUGGAAGACUUGGAGCAGGACGUCGCAUAAAUCAUUUGGUGCUUCAAUAAAAGCCAUUUGUGGCUGAGCACAUUGAUUGGUGUGAGCUUUCGUGUUCAUAUACACAUCUUCAGAUACACUGAAACAAAAGUCACCAGGCCCUUAUAUAUAGUGAGAGGGUAUAUUUGAAGAAGUGUGUAUGCACACAAAAGCUCAUACCAAUAACAAACUUAGUUGGUCUCUAAAGUGCUACUGGAAGGAAUUUUUUUAUUUUGUUUCGACUACGGCAGACCAACAAGGCUACCUACCUGUAUCCAGGAGUGGGUCACUUGUGUAUCAUCUGGUUUGGCUCUACAGUAGCUCACUCAGCUGUUUAAUAAACAGAUAUGUACUGACAGAAUAAAACUGACGAUUGCGGCAUAGUG